GGUCCCUUUGUCGUGGGACAGGUGUCGGCCUGAGCCGGAGCUCAGGAUCUAGGAAACAGCAUAGCCCUUAGGGGGUUCUGGAAGGAGGCCGAGAGAAAUAUCAGGAUGUGGGCCCCGUGCUCAGCGACUGGAGAGGGAGACCCGCACUCAGGGCUCAGAGGGACACGUGAAGGCCAAGAAGCACGGACCCGGGCGUUAGAGGUGGCCGUGGCCCCAAGUGCUGGCAGGCACAGCCUCCUAAGUGAGGAGUCUGUUGUUUUCAACCAUCUGCUUUAUCCGAAGACUUCCAGCCGAUAAGCGGGGGAAGCUCAAACACCGUCUUGUCUGAGUCGGGGACUUGAAGUGCACAUUCUUUCCCGGCAGGUGUCCCGGGGGGCAGGAUGGCCCAGGAGCUCAGCGAGAAGGACCUGUUGAAGAUGAACGUUGAACAGCUCAAGAAGGAAGUGAAGAACACAAGAGUUCCGAUUUCCAAGACGGGAAAGGAAAUCAAGGAUUUUGUGGAGGCUGAAGCAGGAAAUGACCCUCUUCUCAAAGGCGUCCCCGAGGACAAGAAUCCCUUCAAGGAGAAAGGCGGUUGUGUGAUAAGCUGACGGCCCUGGGGCCUCCUUGCCCUGAACGUCCGCCCCUCCUCAGCCCCACUCUCCACCAGGACGCGAGUGUCCCCGGACGCCCAGGGAGCCAGGCAGUUUUCACCGUCUCUGGGCCACAGCAUGAGUAAAGACACCUGGCCGUGCACUUGGGGGUCCGUUCCCCAACCCCUUCGACUCUCCCCUCCUCCACCUGCUGGGUCACUGCUGGUCCCGCCUGGAGACCCUCUGAGGAGAGCCUCCUUGGCUCAGCAGCUGGCACCUUGUGCGGUGGGGGUCUGAAGAGCGUGCGACACCCUGAGACCCGAGACGGGAAUCCUUAGAGACAUCUGGGCCACCACAGGGCCGUCCUGUCUUCCCCUCCACUGUCUUCCGCAAACCGGCAUUCCUAUUCAGAGUAGUUUGGGUUGAGGGCCGGAGUAGGGGGUGGGGGGGGGGGGUGGUCCUUCUUCUUCGUCGUGUGUCCGAUCCCUUGGUCCUCCCCCUAGUCACUUUAGUUCGCCCCAGAGGGGCCUGAGGACAAAAAGAGCUUGGCAACUCAUGAUGUCAUGAUUUCUUUCA
Leopardus geoffroyi (Geoffroy's cat) is the source of this 1148-nucleotide messenger RNA. It is a transcript of the gene GNGT2, whose product is annotated as G protein subunit gamma transducin 2. Gene Ontology annotation, molecular function: G-protein beta-subunit binding. The transcript is spliced from 4 exons. Gene Ontology annotation, biological process: G protein-coupled receptor signaling pathway. Gene Ontology annotation, cellular component: heterotrimeric G-protein complex. Bases 381 to 590 code for a protein of 69 amino acids. NCBI's taxonomy places the organism in Eukaryota, Metazoa, Chordata, Mammalia, Carnivora, Felidae. The record is from RefSeq and is a predicted model, not a curated record.